AUGGCGACGUUUGGUGACGAGCCAGUCGACAGCUAUUUCUAUUCCUAUAAUAAUAACCCGUACUCGGGCAGAUACUCCAGAGCCAAAGACGCUGGGUGGAAAUAUAAAAGUUACCUGAGCCACUAUGGCGGCGACUCUGACGCCUUCAACAACCAGCAGCGCGCUCACCUCAAGUCCAUCUUAUCCCAGAUCAACCCCAAACUCACCCCGAGGCUCCGGAAGGCCAACACCAAGGACGUGGCGGUGCAGGUCAACCCGAAGAGGGACGCGUCGGUGCAGUGCUCCAUCGGCCCGCGGACGCUCCUGUCCAUGAAGCGGGACUUCCGGCGCAAGAGUCAGCAGCAGGAGGAGGAGGAGGCGAUGUCGCCCGGCGGCAGGAGCGGCAGCGGCAGCCCCAAGCCAGCGAGCGGGGUGCGUUACCCCCGCACCCUCGCCGUGUAUUCGCCUAUCGCCUACAGGAGCGUCACCUCCUUCCUGGUGGACGACAACAACAACAACAACAACAAUGACGACGUGAAGGAAACGUCCUGCGCUGACGCGAACACCGUGACGCCGGGCGAGCCGCCCGACACCCAGGCGACCGAGAGUGGAGAGAAAACACAAGUCCACAUUCUGAACGAAAAUAACAAAAUCAAACAAACUACAAAGAGCGAGGACACCCUGCCAGCUGCAGAAGGGUCAAAGGUCAAGGCGCGCGUGCGCUUCCAGUUUCUGGAACAGAAGUACGGAUAUUAUCACUGCAGAGAAUGCAAUCUGCGAUGGGAGAGCGCCUAUGUGUGGUGUGUUCAGGGAACCAACAAGGUUUACUUCAAGCAGUACUGUCGGAAAUGCCAAAAGGAAUUCAACCCAUAUCGCGUUGAGGACAUCACAUGUCACACUUGCAACAAAGCACGUUGUUCGUGUGCAUUAACACAGCGUCACGUUGACCCCAAACGGCCCCACAGACAGGACCUGUGUGGCAGAUGCAAAGGCAAGCGUCUCUCCUGUGACAGCACGUUCAGCUUCAAAUACAUCAUUUGAGGAGCGUCUCAACUGAACUUUGCCUCUAAUUCAAGUCCUCUGUGGGGCAGCAGCAUCUUCAGCCCAGCGCCAUAUUUACUUGAAUGUAAAGCGCAUGUUAUGAAACUUAUUUUCACGCCUGUUUUGUUGAUGAAAUUGGUAAGAAAGGAUAAUAAAUGGCUACCAUGCA
Solea solea (common sole) is the source of this 1189-nucleotide messenger RNA. RefSeq names its product zygote arrest 1 (gene zar1). Gene Ontology annotation, cellular component: cytoplasm. The record is from RefSeq and is a predicted model, not a curated record. Gene Ontology annotation, molecular function: mRNA base-pairing post-transcriptional repressor activity. Gene Ontology annotation, biological process: translation. Lineage: Eukaryota; Metazoa; Chordata; Actinopteri; Pleuronectiformes; Soleidae. The coding region runs from base 1 to 1020 and encodes 339 amino acids. The transcript is spliced from 4 exons.